Messenger RNA from Coniophora puteana RWD-64-598 SS2, 964 nucleotides. RefSeq lists its product as uncharacterized. The record is from RefSeq and is a predicted model, not a curated record. Gene Ontology annotation, molecular function: SNARE binding; SNAP receptor activity. The transcript is spliced from 5 exons. Gene Ontology annotation, cellular component: endoplasmic reticulum membrane; late endosome membrane; SNARE complex. Lineage: Eukaryota; Fungi; Basidiomycota; Agaricomycetes; Boletales; Coniophoraceae. Gene Ontology annotation, biological process: endoplasmic reticulum to Golgi vesicle-mediated transport; vesicle fusion. Bases 1 to 765 code for a protein of 254 amino acids.
AUGAACUCGCUAUACACUCUCGGCGUCCGACAGACCAACUCCCUCCAGGCAGACCUCGACCGCCUGCGCGGCGGCGACACGUCCGCGUCUCUCCUAGGGCAGAUAUCGGCGUCGCUCGCCGCGAUGCAGCGGACUGUGGACGACUAUGAUGCUAUGGCGCGCCGCGAGAUGAUCAAGGCGAAGCAGGAGAAGGCGCAGAUGCGGGUGCAGAAGUUCCGCGCGGACUACAACGACCUGCGGACGCAGUUCGAGCGGCUCAAGAACCACCAAAACACACAGCGCUCCGAGCUCCUCCACGCCCAAACCUCCGGCCAAUCCCAGCCCUUCUCCCCCGGCGCAUCCGACGCCCGCCGGCGCUUCGCUCCCUCCCAAUCGCACUCCCAAUCACAGCACCAACCCUUCUCGCAAGAAUCCCAACACUCCGAAUCGCCCUUCUCCGCCAGCGGCUCGAUGGGCAUGGGGAUGGGCAACAGCGCCCUGCGCGAAACGCACGCCCUGCACGAACACACCUUCCUGCACGAGACCGAAACGCGGCUGGACGAGUUCCUCGCGCAGGGGCGCGAGGUGCUCGACUCGCUCGUGGACCAGCGCGCGGUGCUCAAGGGCACGCAGCGGCGCCUGCUGGAUGCGGCGAAUACGCUGGGGAUGAGUCGGGAGGUUGUUGGGUGGAUUGAAAGGCGGAGUACGCAGGACAUGUACAUUUUCUUCGGCGGCGCGGUGAUCACGUUCGUGUGUUUCUUCUUCAUAUGGAAGUAUCUGGGGUGAUGCUGGAGGAUGUUGGAUGCUGUGUGGUCUGGUAGGGCUGGGCUGGGUUGGAUUGUAGGGCUGGGUCUCGUCUGCUUCGUUCUCCUGGAUAUCAUAUCGAUACAUAGUCUGUCUUCCUUUGUCUUGCUCGUCUGUUACCAGUUCCUCUGGACAGCCAUUUUUCAUUUUGUAUUGAUUUUACGGUGCAAUACCCUUUUCA